AUGUUUAAAAUAAGGUUUCUUGGAAAUUUCUUCUCUGGCUCUAAGGAUAAAUAAGGAGUUUCAUGUGAACAGGAGACAAAUCAAAAUCAUAAUAUAAAUGGAAAUACUUCUAAAUGUAUGAAACAAUUAGAACAAAAAUUUUAGCAGAGCCAAAAUGAAAUUGAAUAUAAUUGUUCUGAAAAAGAUAAAUUUAGUCGCAUAUCUUCUUUCAUUUGGAAUAAGAUACUACCGAAUGGUGAUAAGUAGAAAAAAAAAUGUUAUGAAAGUUGCCUACUUUAGAAUGAAAAUGGCUAAGAAUUAAACAUUAAUAAUCUAUGUGAACAUUUUUUAUAAAGCAAAGAUAUUUGUUAAGAAUAACAAAAAUAAUGCAAUUAAGAAGUUCAGGUUUUAUUAGAUUGCGGCCAUACAGUUAUUUCUAAAUGUUGUGAAAGAGAAGAAUUAUAAAAAUCAUAUAUUUGUAAAUAAAUCUGCAUGAAAAUAAGAAGUUGUGGUCAUUCAUUCAAUAAAUGUUAGAACUAUUGUUUUUAACAGGAAUGCUCUCCAUGUAUGUAUAGAGAAAAUAUCAAAAAAGUUGAAUUGUGAUCAUAUAAUAGAAAUUAGCUGCUAUUAAAAAGAUGGUAUUUUACUAAGCAAUACCCUAUGCAAGGAAUGCUAAAAUAAAAAUAAAAAUCCAAAAACUUAGCCAAUUUAAAAUAACCCUUUAAAAAUCAAAUUAAAAUGUGGACAUACAGUCCAAACAACUUAAGAUAAAUAAGAAUCUAUAUUAUAAUCAUUUAAAUGCCAAGAAAAAUGUACAAAGAAACGAUUAUGUUAGCAUGAUUAAGCGUGUGAUAAUCUUUGUUACUAAGAAUGUACUCCUUGUAGAGAAAUAAUAGAAGAAGUGUUACCUUGUGGACAUAUAGCAAAGUUUUAAUGCUUUAAUGCCAAAUAAGAAUUAUAAAACUAUAUAUGCCAUAAACCCUGCAAUAAAAAAAGGCCUUGUCAUCAAUUGGACCCUUGUCUGGAGAAUAGUGGAAAUCAUAUUCGUACUCAAUGUUAAAAAAUAGUUAAAAAAUAAUUAAAAUGUGCCUAGAAUGGAGUAGAUAUUUGUUCGAACAAGGGCAAUUAAUGCAAAGAAAUGUGCACAAGAUUGCAAUAAUGUUAACAUCUUUGUCUAAAAUAUUGUUGGGAAGAAUGCAGUCCAUGCGAAUAAAAAAAUCAAAAAGAUUUUGAAUCCUAUAUUUUUAGAAGUAAAGUUUAAUGA
Molecule: messenger RNA, 1243 nt
Organism: Paramecium octaurelia
Lineage: Eukaryota; Ciliophora; Oligohymenophorea; Peniculida; Parameciidae
Source: the annotation of a GenBank genome assembly